AUGCCUCUGUUUGGAAAGUCCCACAAGUCUCCAUCGGAGAUUGUGAAGAUUCUGAAAGAAAACCUUAACAUCCUGGUGAAGCAGGAGAAGAAAACCGACAAGGCCUCAGAGGAGGUGUCCAAAUGCCUGGUGUCCAUGAAGGAGAUCCUCUACGGCAGCAGUGACAAAGAGCCACACACAGAGACAGUGGCGCAGCUCGCUCAGGAGCUCUACACCAGCGGCCUCCUGCUGGGACUAGUGCAGCACCUGCAACUCAUCGACUUUGAGGGGAAGAAGGACGUGUGUCAGAUCUUCAAUAACAUCCUCCGGCGACAGAUUGGCACCAGAUCUCCCACCGUGGAAUACUUCUGCUCCCACAGCCAAGUGCUCUUCAUCCUGCUGCGAGGGUAUGAGUCCCCCGCUGUGGCCCUCAGCUGUGGGAUAAUGUUGAGGGAGUGCAUCCGACACGAGGCUCUGGCCAAAGUUCUUCUGGAGGCUCCAGACUUCCACAGGUUCUUCACAUACGUCGAGAUGUCCACCUUCGACAUCGCCUCAGACGCCUUUGCCACAUUCAAGGAUCUCCUCACGAGACACAAAGUCCUGGUGGCAGAAUUCCUCGACAAAAACUACGAAGAGGUGUUCACGGACUAUGAGAAGCUGCUGCACUCAGAGAACUAUGUGACGAAGCGACAGUCUCUGAAGCUGCUGGGUGAGCUGCUGCUGGACCGACACAACUUCACGGUGAUGACCAAAUACAUCAGUAAAACGGAGAACCUCAAACUGAUGAUGAACCUGCUGCGAGACAAGAGCCCGAACAUCCAGUUUGAGGCUUUCCAUGUAUUUAAGGUCUUCGUGGCGAACCCCAGCAAGACUCAGCCGAUAGUGGACAUCCUGCUGAAGAACCAGACGAAGCUCAUCGAGUUUCUGUCCAACUUCCAGAAGGAGCGAACAGACGACGAGCAGUUCAACGAUGAGAAAACCUAUCUCAUCAAGCAGAUCCGUGAGCUCAAGAAGCCCGCCUCCUAA
Knipowitschia caucasica is the source of this 1005-nucleotide messenger RNA. The record is from the annotation of a GenBank genome assembly. NCBI's taxonomy places the organism in Eukaryota, Metazoa, Chordata, Actinopteri, Gobiiformes, Gobiidae.